GCUUGUCACAAGUGAAAUAAGCCCCUUCAGUAGCGAGUGCUUUAGAUUAUCUUCAUGAUCUCAGGUGAUGUCGAGCCUAAUGGAUAGACUGACAUACACCUCUCUGCUGGUAUUUCACUGUUUUACAUUUGUCUGCACCUAUGGAGGACAUCAUGGUAUUUAUCCUUCAUGUGAUGUUGAGCUGAAGGUCCGUAGAAACACGGGAUGGAAAGUCGCCCCACAACAAGGGUUGACAGUCAAGUGUCCUGUCAAACACUGUGGAGAAUCGUUAAAUAUCACCUGGUGUAAACUGCUUGACACAGACAAGUGUGAACGGAUUCAUGAAGCAGAGAAUGUAGAAAUAAAACAGGAUGACAAAGAUUUUAAGGAUGAAGUGAUCUCCUUUUUGACGUUCAAACGGAUUUCCAUUGAUGACGACGGCCUGUACAGAUGUAGUAUAAAAGGAUACAAAUAUGAGCUGAUCAGUCACACCAUCAAUAUCUCAGUUUCAGACUUACACAAUGGGAUAAACAACUCAGAAAAUAAUGCAUACUUAAUCCAGGGGAUAAGCAACUCAGAAAACGAUGCAUAUCAGUCACCAAGUGUUGGCGAUCAUCUGGGUGAGCCCUGGCAGCCCUACUUUUACAUCUUCUUUGGCGUAGCUUUUCUGGUCGCCACAUUGACAGCGUUAACCAUCUUGAGAUUUCAUGGCUGGAAACGAAUACUUCUUAUCAACCCCAAAAAGGGGCAGGAAAUGUCCACUCAUAUGAUACCUGACCUACCCAGGGGGAGCGAUCCCUCUGGUCUUGUCCUGCAAACCCACUUCUCCUCUCUGAAUGAAAUCUGCUCAUCUACUACAGCAGAAAGACCACCAUCACAGCCUCCACCGAUGUCCAACGGGAACCAGCCUGCUGUGGCAAACACAGCAAAUGAGAGUCAAGUGACAGACCAUGCAGUGUACGCUGUCAUCAACCACCGGCAGUUUGGGAGACCUGCCAGAGAACAGCAAAAUUCGCAAUACGCUGCCAUCAAUUUUUCCUGAACAUGUUUGUCAUGGACACUUGCAGAUGUAAACAGGCAUGGAAAAGUAUGUGGUGGUGUCAUGGAACAGGUAGAGGUUAAAAGCAAUCAACCACACUGCUGAGGAGGGGGAAUGGAGGACGCAUGUGGUCAUACAGACGCACGGUACAGUCAUCUUGAGCUAGAUCAGAAGCAAUUUAUUCUCUCACCCUCAGGUUUGUUCCAGGCACUGCUGCUUUUUAUUUUUAAUUUCUUGGUAUUUUUUCAGCAGUUUUUCUCCUCCAGUCAUUUCAUGUACGUGACUUGGAGGGCUUUUCUCACUCAUACUUUAUUUUGUUUGCCAAAGCUUUGGGUGAAUUGUAUACAAAAAAUCCAGUGGGUAUGCAGAUUUGUAGAGCAGACUCUAUACUUAUUCUGCAUUUUUCUUCUGAUUUGGUAGUUUAAAGACCAUCUAUAUCUUGUAAAAAAAAAUAUUAGCAUUGAAAUAUAAGCUUAUUUGUGACUUUGGAAACAUCUUGUUCUUUGAGAGAUAGUAGAUUUAGUGUACUUAAUAAAUAUUUUUGCAUUCCUUACAAUUGAAAUGAUAAUAUUAUAAUUUGGCCAGCUCAUCCUCCAGUUCUUUGAGAGACAACGUCGCGGGCAAAUAUAUUUAAGAGUCCACUAUUUUAUCUCACAUAGGUUCUCUCCCACAUACAGUCCUCAGUGUUUUUCAUUUCCCCUGACACAAACACAGUUCCAGGCCUGUCAACCACACUAGUGUGGUUUUGUUUAAGUGUGCAGGAAGUGAAGAGGGGGUCGAGAGAUUUAGAUCAUUUGUGUUUCUCAUCUCUUCUCACAACACAUUUGGUUUACAUACUGAGAGGGUGUUGUUUAGUGGUCUUACCAUUCUGGUGGUUACAUAACAUACAAGAAAGAGGAUGUUACCUGGACCUUCAAAUGCAGCAUAAAUCAACACAUAACAAAGAGAGGAGGACUUCAUUUAUAAAAGACUAUUAUACGUCUGUAGACGCUUUUGGCUCAUGACCCCUUAAAAUAAAUCAAUAUCAACCUUUGA
Dicentrarchus labrax (European seabass) is the source of this 2053-nucleotide messenger RNA. Its product is annotated as B- and T-lymphocyte attenuator. The transcript has 7 exons. NCBI's taxonomy places the organism in Eukaryota, Metazoa, Chordata, Actinopteri, Moronidae. Gene Ontology annotation, cellular component: plasma membrane. The record is from RefSeq and is a predicted model, not a curated record. Gene Ontology annotation, biological process: immune response-regulating cell surface receptor signaling pathway. Gene Ontology annotation, molecular function: signaling receptor activity. The coding region runs from base 68 to 1021 and encodes 317 amino acids.